AUGGAAACUGCGAGGGACACCUGUGGUUGUCUUCUGAUUAUAAGAUUCGAACAUGCAGAUAAUGACCUUCCUCCUGCUGCUGCACUAAACCAAUACCCUCAUUUGAAUGCUUCAACCACAUACUCCUUGAACAUCCCUAAUUCCCAACAUGAAUCGCAAAUCCAUGAGAAACUACCAGCUUACCAAGAAGCGACUCAUGAAUUCAUUGGCUCUCCCCUCGAGGAUGUUGUCACCAAGAACAGCGCCAACGGCCAGCAAUGGCGAGACACGAUAGAAGGAGUCUGCAAUUCAAUAAAGAAAGCUGGUCGAAAGAUUGUCUUUGCAAACAUCGUGGGUGCCAAAGCCCAUCUGUCCUCGACGGAUAAGGACGAUAUGCAAGAGGUUAUAUCAGUGACUCUUUUAACUAAGGCUGGUAUUUCUGUGGGCGCACUUCAUCUACAUUUCGAUAGCACCUGGAAGUUAUUUCCACGAGGUCGCGGAGUAAAGGCUGGACACGCUCCUAAAAUCAAGAGAGCGAGUCUCCCAGGGUGUAUUUCGACUAAUGGCACUCCCUAG
Molecule: messenger RNA, 555 nt
Organism: Penicillium crustosum
Lineage: Eukaryota; Fungi; Ascomycota; Eurotiomycetes; Eurotiales; Aspergillaceae
Exons: 3
Coding region: 1-555 (184 amino acids)
Source: RefSeq, a predicted model, not a curated record